Molecule: messenger RNA, 459 nt
Organism: Letharia columbiana
Lineage: Eukaryota; Fungi; Ascomycota; Lecanoromycetes; Lecanorales; Parmeliaceae
Exons: 3
Coding region: 1-459 (152 amino acids)
Source: RefSeq, a predicted model, not a curated record
AUGCCUACAGUGGCAUCUUACAUGCUCGCAUGCGACAGACCGCCUUCUCGUCUGCAAGGUGUCAGCGUCACCGUCAGCAGCAAGUUUACCAGGAUGCUGAAACGCCACCAUGAGUGUCAACAACUGAUGAUAUGUAUCGUGAUAUCUGAGGUAAGGAGCAUGCCAUUUCAAAGUCUUCAAGCCUACAUAAUUACCACAGAGGUUUACUAUGACUCACGAAUGCACAUGGAUGUGGUGUGGGCUAGCCAGCCAAAUCCAAGACAGAGUGAGCUCUUGGGUCUUUGGGAUGCAAAAGACGGUCACUUUCGGUUUUCGAAGUCAACUGGCAGAAAAGCUAAACAGUCGUUCCUCAAUUACAUUUCUCCUCGUCCCGGUAUAUACAUGUCAGCCGGACCAACAACAACAUUGGCUUUGGGCUCUUUGCGCCAUGCUGCUUGGUUCGACAUGUUGAAGGGGUGA